CCCACUCUCUCCCCUGUCCCCCCACACCACCGCGUGGUGCACCACCUCCCGCUCCGCCCUCCAUUGGGGCCGCCGCCGGUGGCCUCCAUCCACGCUGGAGCUGCUCCCGGCCUGGAUCCGGCCACGCACAGGCCCCUCACCCGGAUCUGGUCCCCGGCGCCGCCCCUAACCACCCUGACCCCAGCCUCCCUUGUUCCCCUCGGGCGCAGCCCCAACCCCACCGCCGACCGCCGGCGCAGCCGCCCUAGGACGCGCCGCCAUGCCCCUCGCACUAGCCCACCCCAACUGACUCCGCCCACCUACCGCCGUCGACACGCCAGCGGGUCGGCAACGCCGUCGGAGAUGUCGAUGCCGCUGGACAGGGAGACGCCGCUUCCCCCUGGCGUCGACCACCACGAGGUUGUCCAGCGACAGGCGCGACAACCUCCAGGACGCGGUCGCGCCUCCCCUGUCCUUGAGGUCCAGCGGCGGGAGCUGGAGCGACGGCCUCGGCGCGGCGGGUGGCGUCAUCUCGGGCGACGACGGCAGCGGGACAACAUCAGAACGGCGGCGCCACCGUCCCCUGGCAUGGUGGGCUCGCCCAGCGUCGUCGCACGGCUCAUGGGGCUCGACGCGCUGCCGCACGCCGUCGUAGAAGAGGAGGACGGCCAGUGCCCCCUCACCCAGCUGCCCACGGUUCCAGUCGUCCCUCUGCCGGUCUCCUUCAACCCCGCCGCCGGUCUCCUCCCACGGACCCGCCGUCGGCCUCCUGUGGCGGCCCUGCAGCCGGCCUUCUCCUGUGGUCGCGCAUCGUCUCAUCCCGCAGCCUUGCCGGCAGUCUUCUCCCAUGGCGCUUCUUUCCCUCCAUGCAACUUCCCCUUCUGGCUCUGCCCCUCCUGAUUGCUGCUUGGUACUCAUGUCUGAAGUUCAAGUGUUUACAGGCAUAAGCAGCCAGCUACAAAACACCACUGGGAAUAAUUAUUUGUGUUGAUUUGUGUUAAUGUGUAAUCAGGAGAACAACAAUGAACACAGAAGGAGAACAACAGUGGCAUUUGUCUCUGAACUUUCAUAUCUUUUACUGCACAGAU
Triticum aestivum (bread wheat) is the source of this 1067-nucleotide messenger RNA. RefSeq lists its product as uncharacterized. The record is from RefSeq and is a predicted model, not a curated record. The coding region runs from base 343 to 879 and encodes 178 amino acids. NCBI's taxonomy places the organism in Eukaryota, Viridiplantae, Streptophyta, Magnoliopsida, Poales, Poaceae. The transcript is spliced from 2 exons.